GAUAAACACUGAUUCUGUGCUUUGUCAGAGGCAUCUGUGUAAUUGAAGAUACUGAGAAUUGAGAAUUGAGUCUGAACUAGAUUUACUCAGUAGCAAGUAUUCAAGGACAUCUACUACUGCACAGCAGAAGUUGCUCAGGUGGGAAUCUCAAUGAGUGUCAAUAUGUAUAUUAAAUAAAUGUGUAAAUUGAAGUUCCUGAAGUUAUUGGUGAGAAAUGAGUGUUUUUAAAAAGUACCCUAGUCCAGCGCUUUUUCAAAGAUCUGUUUCAGAGCAGGAUGGCAACACUACAAAAAUAGGAUGUAGCUUGAAGGACUAUCACUGGUAUCACCAAGUGAAGAGUAAAAAAUUAUAUGAAGAUGCAGGUUUGGAUUUAGCAAAGCUUCUUGGAGCUUAUCGAUGGCAGACUCCUCGAUUUCAUGGGAAGACGAUUAAGAGAACAGAUGCAUCAAAAGCUGAUGAACAGCCCCUGAGACUGCAAACAGUAAUUGCUGAUGGCUGUCAAGAACAAAAGGUUGCUAUGCCAGCAGCCAGGACAUUUCGGGUUCCGUUCUGCAGGUCUAUAUCUGAACCUGCACCAUCCUGGAGAGACAGAAAUCCAAAGCCACUUUUGCAACCAGAAGGUGGUGAUCCGGACACUUACUUUAUUCGUGGUUUCUUCUCUACACUCUCUGGCAGCCUUUCUAAGGCUUUGAACAGGAGAGAAGAACAGGAUUUAGCAGUGACAGAUGAAAUGGAGGACAAACAUGUGGAUUUGGCUGCAGAUGUGAAAGGACCUGCAACUCAUAGACUCUCUUGUGGUCAGUCCCCUGAUUCAGAGACUAUAAUAUGGGAGACAAAGUACUGUAUUCUGACCAACAGCCAGCUUGUGUUGCUGAACAAGGAAAAGGAGAUAGCAAUCGAAGGAGGACAAGAACAGCCUGCAGAGCCCUCCAAAGGGCGUUGUCUACGACGUACUGUGAGUGUUCCUUCAGAGGGUCAGUUUCCUGACUAUCCACCAGAGGGAGCGACUAAGCUUGAGGUUCCACCAGAGACAUCUCCUAGAAGACGGAGCAUCUCUGGAACAAGCAAUCCCACAGAUACAUCAAAUACAUCACCUUUUCGAGUACCGGGCUUCUUUAGUAGGCGGCUUAGAGGCUCAAUCAAAAGAACAAAGAGCCAAUCUAAGCUGGAUAGGAAUGCCAGCUUUCGUCGUCGUGUGACCAUUGAAGAAAGGUCCCCUGGCUUGUCAAAGCUGAAACAAUCAUUUUCCCAUGAAUCUUUGCUGAGUCCAGGAGGUCCUAUUGAGACUUUGGAUCUUGGGACUGAUGAGAAAGUCUUUGUCAUGCCACUUCAUAGUAGUAUAAUUGGACGAAACUUCUGCUUUGAGAUAUCUUGUUCCACUUAUAGUAAAUGCUUCAGUUGCACUUCUGCUACUGAAAGAGACGUCUGGAUGGAGAACAUACGGAGGGCUCUCCAGCCUAACAAGGAUAAUUGCCGACGAGAUGAGAACCUGUUACGUCUUUGGAUCAUUGAAGCCAAAGGUUUGGCCCCGAAGAAGAAGUAUUUCUGUGAAAUAUGUCUGGAUGAAAUAUUAGUCGCCCGUACUACCAGUAAAUCAAAAUCUGACAAUAUUUUCUGGGGUGAACAGUUUGAGUUCUCUAGCCUUCCACCCACCUAUCACAUUACAGUCCACAUCUAUAAGGACACUGAAAAGAGAAAGAAAAACUUUAAGAAUAAUUAUAUUGGUCUGGUCAGCAUUCCCAUAGUUACUGUAACAGGUCGACAGUUUGUGGAAAAGUGGUACACCAUCAGCACUCCCACAGUCAAUAAGGGGAAGUCUGGUGUGCCAUCCAUCCGGAUCAAGUCACGGUACCAGACCAUCGUCGUCCUUCCUAUGGAAAAAUAUAAAGAGUUUGCUGAAUUUGUAACUAACAAUUAUACCGAAUUAUGCUCUGUUUUGGAACCAGUGAUAUGUGUCAGAGACAAAGAAGAGAUGGCCUGUGCUAUGGUGCACAUUCUUCAGAGCACUGGCAAAGCAAAGGACUUUUUGACUGAUCUGGUGAUGUCUGAAGUGGAUCGCUGUGGGGACCAUGAUGAGUUGAUCUUCAGAGAAAAUACACUUGCCACCAAAUCCAUUGAGGAAUAUCUCAAGUUGGUGGGACAGAAGUACCUGCAAGAUGCACUAGGUAUAGAAAUAUUUCUCUACGAUUACAUUUGUUAUUUCUUAUUUUAAAAGUUCAUUAUGAACCCAUUAAGGGAGAAGAGGUGGUCCGAGUUGCUGAAUCAUCAUUGGGUCAGAGAAAUUAGUUAAAGUAGCCCAAUCCAAAUAUUUGGAUGUGGGGUGAAAUACAGUAUCUGCUGUAGUUUCUAACAAAUUUGAGAAUGAUAGAUUCCUUUGAGAAGCAGAACGUUUUCAUUAUUCACAUUAUUCAGCCAUGCAAUAUAUGUGGCUUUUAAUGUAGAUAAGAGUACCUUAAUCUGUGUUCUAUUCCUAAUGUGUCUUCCUGUUCUACUAUUUUAAUUCUAAGCCCUUUAUUAUUCCUUUUUAGUACUGUUGAAAACUAUAAUAAAUCCCUUUAACUCAAACUCAUGAGAAAUAACUUGGGUGAAGCCUAACCUAUAGAGAAUAGAUUAAUGUAGGCAUCACAUGCUUUCUUUGCCCUUCUCUUAAUUGGAUUCCUAGUACUCAUCUGUAAAUUCUAUAUCCUGAUAUCCCAUAGCCCGGGGUAGGCAACCCAAAACACUCAAAGAGCCACUUGGACCCAUUUCCCACCAAAAACAAAACACUGGGAGCCGCAAAACCCCCGAGCUCCUCUGUUACUGUCCCUCUCUGCCCCCUUAGUGCUGGAUGGAUCUGACCUGGAGAAGCUCGCAAGUCUUCUCCAUUGGAAGCAAGGAGGGAGGGAGGGCUGAGGGAAACGGGCCUUUUCUAUCUGCACAAAACCAGCAGUUGUAAAUACUUUUCAAAAAUGUAAAAAGAAAAAAAGAAAAAUUACAAAAGAGCAAACACCAUGAAGAUGUAUACUCCCAUACACACAGACACACAGACACACACAUUCAAAAUCUGAAAUAUUUGAAGACCAGAGAGUCAAAGCAGGAGAGAAGCUAAUUGUGUCAGAUAUGCACUGAGAAAUCUAUUUGCAGAUUGACAAAAAAGUAACAAGAACCUAUUUAUUGUAUAUAAUGUUUUAUUAUAAAUCAUGAAUUGUAUAUUAUUGCAUCUGUACAUCUGUUGUGGUUUUGUGAUGUGCAAAUUUCAGCAUGGGUUUCAUUGAGGUUUUCAGUUGCUUUUCUAUUGUUUGGGGGAGUUUUAAAAAAAUUGUUUUGGGUUUGUUUGGGUUUUUUUUUUUUUGACAGGACACACACAGGCCGGGCGGCAAUGUCGGCUGGGGCAGUGGGGGCAUUGCUUCACAGGCCGCCGAGCCAGCCA
Crotalus tigris (Tiger rattlesnake) is the source of this 3409-nucleotide messenger RNA. Its product is annotated as ras GTPase-activating protein nGAP-like. The record is from RefSeq and is a predicted model, not a curated record. The transcript has 9 exons. Lineage: Eukaryota; Metazoa; Chordata; Lepidosauria; Squamata; Viperidae. Bases 215 to 2212 code for a protein of 665 amino acids. Gene Ontology annotation, biological process: regulation of GTPase activity.